This is a messenger RNA of Didymodactylos carnosus, 648 nucleotides long. The record is from the annotation of a GenBank genome assembly. NCBI's taxonomy places the organism in Eukaryota, Metazoa, Rotifera, Eurotatoria, Philodinida, Philodinidae.
AUGCAAGUGAGUACUGUAAAAAUUAAAAAUAAUGUUGUCAAUUCUACUGUCUACAUCGGUUUAGAAAUGAGAGUUGUAUGUUACUAUGCUAAUUGGUCGUUAUAUCGUGAAGCAAUGCCAAUAUUGUAUCCUGAUCAAAUUGAUCCUACACUUUGUACACACAUUCACUAUGCCUUCGCUGAUAUAGAUCCGUUAACAUUGAACAUUAUACCCACUGAAUUGCAUGAUGUUCAAUGGACAGAUCGACAUAGUAUGGCAAGUGUACUAUUAUAUCUAUAUUAUAAUUUUAAAGAUUGGGAGUUUCCUGGUGAUAGAGAUCGAGAUGCUGCUCCCGAUAGUCAAAUUAAAUUUGAUAUUUUAGUUAAAGACUUAUAUCAAGCGUUCAACGACGAAGUUAAAAAACCAAAUAAUACACGACAACGUCUCAUAUUAACAGCAGCUGUAGCAGCAGAUCCGAAAAAAAUUGAUCAUGGCUAUAUUGUACAAAAUCUGUGCGGACAUUUAGAUUAUGUCAAUAUCAUGACAUAUGACUACCAUGGUAAAUGGGAUGAUGUGACCGGUAUAAAUAGUCCAUUGUAUAGAAGUCACACACAUUUAAAACAUCAUGAAGAAUGGAAAAAUGCCGUAAAUAUAUAUAACAUGUAUUAA